ACCGGGGUGGCGAGUUUGGGCCAAGCCCCGGGAACGGGAGAAGGAGCGAGUCUGAUUCAGGAAGUCAAGCCUCUGACAUCAGGGGCAGGACGGAGUUGGAGUGAAACCUCAAAAAUGCGAGGCGUCGGCCAGCGGGAGGGCAGGGAACACAGAGGGCGCCUUUCUCGCAGCCGGAGGCAGGUACGCGCAGCGCGGGGCGGCCCCCGCUGACCCUCCACCUUGGCCUGGCCCGCGCGGGACCCGCAGGGGCUUCCAACGAGACACCAGGACCUCGCCCCUGCGCCCGAACGCUGGUGCACUGGCAGCACCCGGCGGACCCCCGAGCGACCACGCCUGCAGGAAGCCCUCCAGUGGACUCAAGGAUUUCCCCCAUUUUGGAGAUGAAGAAGCUGAGGCCCAAAGCAACUGAAUGACCUUCCCGAGGACGCAUACUGAGUGCUAUCCGUGGCAUGCCCAAACCCAAAUCUGGUAGAGGAAUAAGUUACAAGUGGGCAAUUCUGCAACCUGUCAUGCCCAGGCCUUGCUGGUGAGCUGAGAGGCUCCUCUGGUCCCAUCUAGCCUAGCACCAUGGAGAAAAUCAGCGCCUUCUUUAGCGCCAUCUGGGACACCAUCUCAGCCAAACACCAAGAGGGCCUCUUCAACAGCAUCUGUCUAGGCAUCCUCCUGGGGCUGCCCCUACUGGUGACCAUCUCCCUCCUGUUCAUCUGUUGCCACUGCUGCUGGAGCCAGGCAGGCAAAAGUGGCCAACAGCCAGAACGAAACAAGGGGAAGAAGAAGAAGAAAAAGAAGAAGGCUGAAGAAGACCUCUGGAUCUCCGCUCAGCCCAAGCUUCUCCAGAUGGAAAAGAGGCCAUCACUGCCCGUCUAGUUAGACAGGAGGCAGAAGUGUCCUCCCCUGGGGGCUCAGCUGACUUCCAACCACACACAGGGUAGGGAGCAGAAAUCCCUGAAGUGAUGAACUCACAUCCACAGAGGAGCUACUCAACCAAGGAGCAAACCUCAGACUGAGUAUCCCCAUGGAGGGCACUCCCAGGGAACACAUGGACAAGUCUUGGGUGCUGUCUCAGCAUCUAUGUGUCCAAUAGCAAUGCUCUUUACUACAGACUCAGGCAUGCCUUCCACCCACCUCUGGCACAUUCCAUAUGCAAAAGCACAAGGAACAUUUAUCCAUACAUCUUGACAUAUCUCCCAAAUGCACACAUGCACACACACACACACACACACACACACACACACACACACAAAUUGAGGCCACAGGUACCUGGGCAAGUAUAUACUGUUCAUCAAAUGGUCACUGAAUGUCUACUUUGUACAAGGCACUAAACAAGGCAGCACAUUAUCUGCUCUUGGAAAAACAUCUCAUAGGAAAGCCUGGCAGACCCGGGCACACGUGCACAAUUACAUAACCAGACAAGAGGCCUACGUGCUGUCAAUGCCAUACACCACUCAGGUUAGAGAUGUAUGCUCUUCUGUUCCCAUCCCUACAUAGCCUUUUACUGGGGAUCUUCAUAUUAGGACAUUCCAGCAACCUGGUACAGUCCCCGUUCCUGUAUAUUGAUACAGACACACCAAGUUCCUGUGCUUCUGACCUCUCACCUGGGAGGAAAAGUUUAAAGUGUGAUGGAUCAAAAUUCAUCGAAAGCUAUUGUAUUGCAAAUCAUGACAAGGUCCUCAACACCACUGAUGGGUGUUUAAUGUAGUCCAAGACCUCUCUUUGAGAUGCUACCCUCAGAACCACUCAGCAAGGCUCCCUUCUCCAAGCGAGGACAAACGGCUCCUGGUAGUGACCGCUAGGAGGCUAUGGAGACCAGGUGUACGCCAUCCACUUCAGUGGACUACCGCUGUGUACCUGUGCAAUAUAUGUUUCACAGAUGGGAAGGGGAUGCUACCCCUGAGCUAGUGAUCCCCUAUGAAACCAAAGGUUUUCAGCAGGGAAGGAAUUAAGACAAUCACAGGUACAGUCUCACAGAAGGCACACUGGAAACAAUUUCAUAAGGUUGUCAUGGAUGCAUGGUAUGUUGCAGAUGGGAUGCAGAAGUUACAGAGUUUAAAUGAAAGUAGGACGAAGCUAUACAGAGGUUGAUCAAUAUUUAUCUUGAAGCUCAGGCAAGUGCCUUUUGCACACAGUCGGUACUCACAACUGUCUGUGGAUGCUGUCGGAUAUGUGAUGAUGUUAAGGGUAAACUUGUAAUACCUUCCCAAUUCCCCCAAGUGACCUUCUCUUCUAAGUGAGCCCACUAAUGGCUGCAACAGAUGGAAGUUGGGUAUUGAAUUCUGCAGGAGGGGGGUGCAUGCAGGACCAAGGGUCGGGUUGAUAAGUGUGCCCUGAGAGCCAUGAGGACAUGUAAGCUAGGUCCGCCGUUAGUUGAGGAGAGUGUCUUCCCACUGGGCUGAGGUUGGGGGGCCGAAUUAAUCCACUCAUAGGGUGAACUAGUUGGUAUUUUGAUUGUAUUGUGACCAUAUCACAAAGAUGGAUAAUUUCCAACUUGGGAGCAGGUUGGGCUUGAAAAGUUAUUUGCAAAUCUGCUGCGUAGCUCUCUUGAAAUACUUUCCCAAGGAAGCUCUUCUAAAUGGUGGUGAAAUUGCAAUUUAAUUAACAAUGUAGCUAAACUAUGAUAUUUAUAGAAGCAAAAGCUAAAUUCUGAAAGAUUGUGUUCAUGGAAAAAUGUACUCUGUUUGUUCACUUGGGCUAGCUGGUACUCAACUGCCCUCCAGGUAAAGUCCAGGUCUAGUCCUAUGGAGGGGAGGUGUCUGGUAGCGACUGCUGCACCAAGGUCUUCUGACAGAUGACCCCGUGAAGCAUAAUUCAGGCCUGCUUAUAUUUUAAAACCAGUCAUGUUCACCCUCUCACCCUAAGUGGCCUUAAAUACCCUGGGCACGCAGGCUCCUCAUGCAUAAACCUCUUUGACCAGAGAAAGAAGCACCCUCUGAUGCUCUGUCCCCUUGUCAUAUGGAGACUUGUUGUGGAGCAUCUGGCUGUCCCCUUCACAUCCCAGGAUGACUUGUCUUCUCCCCACACAACAUGCAUGUGACUCCCCACAUACCCCGCUGCCCAGCAGGGUGAGUUGUUCUUUCAGUCUCCAACUCUCAGCCCCCGUAAAACAGAUAACUUGAGGGAGACGUGGAGGCUGAUGGCCGAGACUGGUGUCAGAUAUAAUCUAGGAGAGAGGAUGUCCGGGAUCAGGGACCGCACAAGUACCAUGGUUGCCUUGACAACCGGCUGCUAGUCUGAAUUAAGAGAGCAGUCGGUGGUCAUUGCCAUGACAAGGCCUCUGUCUCCAGGGGCAGUGCCCCACUGUCCCCUCACAGAACGGACCUGCUCUACGUCCAGGUAUGAAACACCCAGAAACACACUUCUCAGUUGCUUCUGUACCCAGGUUUGGAGACCCAAACCCUGAAAGAGGCUUAUCUUUUUCCCACCCAACCUCCCCGAAAACCUUCACUGGAGUACCCAGAAUAGUGCCGGAGUGUGAUACGCCCGCAAAUUUUUGUGGAAUACGUGGGCGCGUGAAAGGAGCUCAAAGCAAUCAUUGGAGUCCACUACCUUUCCUUCCCACUUCAUUCUCAUCUUUCUCUCCCCUGUUUUCUUCUCUCAUUCCCCUCCUCUCUGGGCACCACCCUGGCUCCAUUCCUCUGUCCCUCUCCAUUUUUACUCCUUCCCAGCCUCUGUCCCAGAACUGCCACUGGCAGCCAGGGGUGCCUCAGGACUGAGCCUGCUUGGUCCAUCUUGGGGAGGUUAAGCUAACAGAGGGCAAAAAGGAUGCCAAAGAAGAGGCCUCCUAAACCAGCCCAGUCUGGGGGAGGAGCCCCCAGGCCCAGGACUUCUGAAUGGUCAGAAGAGGUCUUUCUCCCCCUGCUUAAUGGAUUCGCUUUGGGUUUCUUGGGGGGAGGGGAAGAUGUAGAAAAAAGGGCAGUUACCUCUUCAGGAAGAAUACAAAUGGUCCAAGUUGUAUAGUAUUUGUCAGUAUUUUUUUUUUCUGGAAAAUUCAA
Molecule: messenger RNA, 3989 nt
Organism: Physeter macrocephalus (sperm whale)
Lineage: Eukaryota; Metazoa; Chordata; Mammalia; Artiodactyla; Physeteridae
Product: KIAA0040 ortholog
Exons: 3
Coding region: 568-867 (99 amino acids)
Source: RefSeq, a predicted model, not a curated record